AUGUUUCCAUUGUCGCCGCGACAACGCCUGCAUUCCUCUCUUCUCUCCUUCUUCACCACCGACCCAGGUCCCGCUUUGCCUCAUUCUACACGCUCUGCUCGUCUCACCAAACCCACUACAGCUUUAAACUCACAUUCCGACGCGAUGUGUGGCAUCUUUGGUUACUGCAACUACCUCAGGGAGAAGCGCCGUGAAGAAGUCCUUGAAGUCCUUGUCGCAGGACUCGCCCGUGAAGAGUACCGCGGAUAUGAUUCGGCUGGUCUCAGCGUUGAUGGGGACAAACCUGGCGAGGUCAUCUACUUCAAGGAAGUGGGCAAGGUUGCUGGCCUUCGCAAGAAGAUCGCAGCCAGCUCGGUCGACAUGAACAAGACAUUCAUCUCGCAGGUCUCCAUCGCUCACACUCGAUGGGCUACUCAUGGUGCCCCUUCCGAGCGCAAUUGCCAUCCCGUCCGCUCUGAUGACAAGAACGAGUUUUGCCUCGUUCACAACGGUAUCGUCACCAACAACGCAGAACUUCGACUGGUCCUCCAGAAGCGUGGAUUCGUAUUCGAAACCGACACAGACACUGAAGCGGUCGCCAAGCUUACCAAGUACAUUUGGGACUCGCAACCAGCCAAUAAACGCCUCACCUUCACUGAACUCAUCAAGGCCGUUCUCAAGGAACUCGAGGGAUCAUUUGCAUUCGUCUUUAAAUCGACGCAUUUCCCGAACGAGAUCGUUACUGCUCGUCGUGGUUCACCGCUUCUCAUUGGUGUCAAGACCGAUAAGAAAUUAAAGGUCGACUUCGUAGAUGUCGAGUUCGCUGGUCAGGAGAACGAGGGCAAGGUCGAAGCUAUCCCCACCUCCCCAGCUUCUCUUCUUGUGCCGCCAACGAGCUCCAAGGUCAUGCGCACUCAAUCGCGCGCCUUUAUGUCUGAGGAUGGCCUUCCCCAACCCAUCGAGUUCUACAUUGCUUCUGAUGCUGCCGCCGUCGUCGAGCACACUAAGCGUGUUCUCUAUCUCGAAGAUGACGACAUCGCUCACAUUGCCGAAGGCGAACUCCACAUCCACCGUCUCCGUCGUAAGGAAGAUGGUGACCAAACCCCUGGUCAAAUCGCCUCAACCCGUACCAUCGAGACUCUGGAGCUCGAAAUCGCUGCGCUUAUGAAGGGCAAAUUCGACACUUUCAUGCAAAAGGAAAUCUACGAGCAACCGGAAUCUGUGGUUAACACGAUGCGUGGCCGAGUCAACUUCGACUCCAACAAAAUUACCCUGGGAGGGCUCAGGGCAUAUCUUCCUAUCAUGCGUCGUUGCCGUCGUAUGGUUUUCAUUGCAUGUGGAACGAGUUAUCACUCGUGCCUGGCAACACGGGCUAUCUUUGAGGAGUUGACGGAAAUUCCAGUGAGCGUUGAGCUUGCCAGCGACUUUUUGGACCGCAAAACACCCAUUUUCCGUGAUGAUGUCUGCAUCUUCCUCAGCCAAAGUGGUGAAACUGCUGAUACGAUCUUGGCUCUUCGCUAUUCCCUUGAACGCGGCGCCCUCUGUGUUGGUGUCGUCAACACCGUCGGCUCGACCCUUUCGCGCGAGACCCAUUGCGGGGUCCAUAUUAACGCCGGUCCUGAAGUAGGUGUUGCCUCAACAAAGGCAUAUACCUCGCAAUACAUUGCCCUUCUGCUUAUGGCUCUUCAACUGUCCGAAGAUCGCAUUUCAUUCUCCGAGCGUCGCAACCAAAUCAUCGAGGGUCUUCAUGCACUUCCUGCGCAAAUCAAGACAGUGCUUGAACAAGACGAGCAGCUCCAGCAACUUGCAACUACGAUGGCGAACAACAAGAGUUUGUUGCUCAUGGGACGUGGCUAUCAACAUGCGACAUGCCUCGAAGGUGCCCUCAAGAUCAAGGAAAUCAGCUACAUGCAUUCUGAGGGUAUUCUUGCUGGUGAACUUAAGCAUGGCCCUCUCGCACUCGUCGACGAAAAUAUGCCUGUUAUCAUCAUCAUGACCCAGGACUCCUUAUACCCCAAAGUCCAGUCUGCGUUUGCCCAGAUCACUGCCCGCAAAGCACAACCCAUCAUUCUCUGCAACACGGGCGACGAGAGCAUCUCAAAAGACGCCAAAACGAUCCGGGUGCCCAAGACCAUCGACUGUUUGCAGGGCUUGCUCAACAUUAUCCCCUUGCAGCUGUUGAGCUACCAUUUGGCGGUGAAGAACGGCUGUGAUGUCGACUUCCCGCGAAACUUGGCGAAGAGUGUCACUGUAGAGUAA
This is a messenger RNA of Mycena indigotica, 2238 nucleotides long. RefSeq names its product L-glutamine D-fructose 6-phosphate amidotransferase. Lineage: Eukaryota; Fungi; Basidiomycota; Agaricomycetes; Agaricales; Mycenaceae. The transcript has 6 exons. Bases 1 to 2238 code for a protein of 745 amino acids. Gene Ontology annotation, molecular function: L-glutamine:D-fructose-6-phosphate transaminase (isomerizing) activity; carbohydrate derivative binding. Gene Ontology annotation, biological process: protein N-linked glycosylation; UDP-N-acetylglucosamine metabolic process; fructose 6-phosphate metabolic process. The record is from RefSeq and is a predicted model, not a curated record.